CAAUCUAUUUACUCAAACGAUGGGGGGCAGAAAUAACAAGGGCAAAGCUAUACUUAACGAUCCGAAAUAUGCUCCUCAACAUAAGUUCUUGCAAGAGUACAUUGUGGAAACAAAGGAUAUUGACCAGCACACGAAGAGAGAAAAAGAUAUUGACGAGAGGGGUGACAAUUUAUACAAACAGAUAGGGGAACAUGGUAGAAUUGUUGUGGACACAGAAAAAACUGCACAGGACUUGAAGAAUUUCUUGCAAAAGAGGUUCAACGAAAACAAUCCAUGGAGAGGAACUGUGUGUACUAAAUAUGCAGAUCCGCGUGACUCUGCCGCGACGCAUAAACUGGACAAAAGAAUUUACGAGCUGGAGAAAAUAUACGGGGAGUACAUUACGUUCAAGUAUAGUUCCGUUCGGCCAUAG
Nicotiana tabacum (common tobacco) is the source of this 412-nucleotide messenger RNA. The record is from RefSeq and is a predicted model, not a curated record. Lineage: Eukaryota; Viridiplantae; Streptophyta; Magnoliopsida; Solanales; Solanaceae.